Penicillium brasilianum is the source of this 1914-nucleotide messenger RNA. The record is from the annotation of a GenBank genome assembly. Lineage: Eukaryota; Fungi; Ascomycota; Eurotiomycetes; Eurotiales; Aspergillaceae.
AAGGAACACCAUGUUCAACUUCUUUCAGUGACUUGACCUGUCAAGCGUUCGUCAGCACCAGAGUUUAUCGGGCUUUACCUCCCUUCCGAGAGCCCGUUCCGCCGGCUGGUCCACACAAGCUUGGACAGGGCGAUCGGAUAAUCAUUCUGAUUUAUGAAAGCACAUCCGCUCUGCAGAUCCAUUCAAUCCGGUUGUGAUUCAAGGUCUUGUUCUAGAUAUUGGAAAGUCUGCCCCUCUUUGAUCUUCACUGGAAAAGACCCAAUGUGAUUGAAAGUACUUCAGUUGCAUUCCCCCACUUGUGCUGCAGCUUGACGAAGAUCGAGAUCCAUCGCCUUAUCCCUUCCUUUUUGGUUUCUAUCUCCUUGUAGCUUUGUGAAUACUUCAUUGCUACCACUCUUCUUCCCUUGUCACCAUGUCGAGUAUUCCGCGGCCGACGGAGGGCGAUGUUGAUAUCGGGACGGGCACGUUUGUUGCUUGCUGGGUUCUCACCGGCGUUGUUGGUGUAACACUUCUAUUUCGCUAUGCAGUAAAGAGCUGGGUGCGCUUUGCGCUGCCCCAGGUCACUGCCCCGGAGCGAGUAUGGGGCUUCGAGGAUUUAUUCUUCCUCGCAGGCUAUACUCUCGACAUUGCACACAUGAGCAUGAUUCAAGUUAGUUCACAGUGGGGCUUGGGUCGGCAUUACUACUACUUGUCAGCGGCUGAGCGCAUGACCGCCCUGAAAUACGACUUUUACUCGCAACCACUCGCUGUGUCCGCCGCGAUGGUAUCGCGCACAGGUAUGAUGUGGUUCCUGUUAACAUGCUUCGCUGCCAGCGAUAAGAAGAUCCGCACCUCGAUCUUCGUGUGUGCAAUUGUGCAGAUCGUUGCAAAUAUGGUGACGAUCUUGCAAAUUAUAUUACAGUGUGGGCCAAAUCCCUACCACGUGACAAAUCGCGUUGCGUACUUCAAGUAUAUGUGGACUCCCCUACCGAGUGAUGGAUCUGUCGUCUGCCAGUCGCCUCAUGUCCAGACUACCGUUGGAUUUGUUCAAGGAGGUUUUAAUACAAUCAUCGACUUUAUUCUGGCGAUUAUUGCUGGUGUAGAGCUGUGGCAAUUCUUCCUUCGCACCCUACAUCGUGAGAACCUGUCUUUUUGGUCACAAUUCAAGAAGAUCAAUAGCACGGUUCGAUCUCGUCGUCUUUGGCAAACCAUCACUCUCUGCGGCCCGCUGGUUCUCUCGGGUGCAGCCUCCAUUGUGAAAACAUACAAACUCAAGUCCCUCGGCGACCGACUUGACUUCACCUACAACAUCGUUUCCUUCAUUCUAUGGGUAAAAAUCGAAAACUACAGCAUCCUCCUCGCCUCCUGUGCUCCAGUCGCACGACUCUUCCUUCGCACCAUCGUCGACGCUCGACGAGAAGGCCACUUCGGCUACUGGUCCAAAUCAAACUCAAACAAUAAUCACGCCACCCGCGACACAGAGUUGAAAAGCCAGCAGAGCCGAAGCAAAACCAAUUGGAUGGAUUCAGCCACGGCCACAGCUACCGCAACGACGCAAUGGCAUGAUGAAGAGGGUCAACAAUCGAGUUGGAACAUUCACCCAGAGCGAUCGACAAGCCGACAGUCAAAAGGGUACGGGCAUGAGAUGGAGGGCAUGGAAGAUGGGGGCGUGACGGUGAAGACGGAUAUUGUGGUGCAAGUCGAUGAUGGGCGGUCCACGUCGAGUGGGGAUGCGAGGCUCUUGCCUGGUGGAGGGGAGAUACCACUUGGGAGGGAGGAGUAUGGGUAUCAUGCUCGGUGAAGUAUACGAUUCGCAGAAGUAUUAAUAGUGGUGGGUAAUGCAUGUAAAUGGGGCUUAUUAUUCGUGUAUAGGAUGUACAGCACUUGUGACUUUCGAGCCAGCGAAUUUCUACUUUACAUUGUAUUGAGUUGUCU